AAAUCCGUAAAUAGUAAUAAAUCUGGAAAAUAAAUCUAUAAGAAGAAAUGAUGUUAAAAAAAUAAAAUAAAAAGUUUCUAUUAGGAGAAACAAGAUUUUUUUUUUUUUUUGGGUUUUCUCUUUAAAAUGGAGUCAGAAGAGUCAUAACACACAGUAAGAAGAAGUGGGCAAAAAAAGCGAAAACAAAAGUCCAUUUUAUUUUUUUUCCCCACUAGUCUUCGUUCUAAACACAUCACCCAUACUCUCCAUCAUCAUCGCCAAAAUCCCCAAAGAACCUCAGAUUAGGGUUUCUCUUUCACUGAUUGAUCUGCAAGUACUGCUCUUAUAUAUUUCGAAUUCUUAGCGUAACCAUGGAGAAUCAGCAGAAGCGGCUCGAGCCGGAGUUGACUGCUUUGGCUCGUCGCGAAGAGAGUUCGGUCAGGGGAAUCGAUCUUAUGAGAGCUGGUCAAUGCGAGGAGAUCGCUGCAACCCAAGUUCCUGCUCUCCCUGGACCUGCCCCGACGAUGGGCUUAUCCAUUGAGCAAGAGGCCAAAGUUGUUAAUGAAGCCGCCCCUGUAAAGCGAAAACGGGGACGGCCUCCGAAGGCACAGGCUAAGACGCCGUCGCAAACUCGGCCACCGCCGCCGCAGCGGCAGGAAGAAAAGGAAGAAGAUGUCUGCUUUAUUUGCUUCGACGGCGGAGACCUCGUUCUCUGUGAUCGACGGAACUGCCCCAAGGCAUACCAUCCAGCUUGUAUUAAGAGAGAUGAGGCAUUCUUUCGAACAACGGCUAAAUGGAAUUGUGGUUGGCACAUAUGCGGUACAUGCCAAAAGGCUUCCAGUUACAUGUGUUAUACAUGCACUUUUUCUGUUUGUAAGCGGUGCAUUAAAGAUGCCGACUAUGUGAUUGUGAGAGGUAACAUGGGUCUUUGUGGCACAUGUAUUAAGCCUAUAAUGUUGAUUGAGAAUAUUGCUCAAGGAGAUAAUGAAGCGGUUAAGGUGGAUUUUGAUGACAAGCUCAGUUGGGAGUAUCUAUUCAAGGUAUAUUGGCUUUGCCUGAAGGAAGAACUGUCUCUAACGGUCGACGAGCUUACUAAAGCGAAUAAUCCAUGGAAGGAGGUUCUUAACAUGGCUCCUAAAAUGGAGUCACGAAAUGAUCGUACCCAUAACAAAGCUCAUUCUUCAGACAAUUCAGCUUUAGAUGUAGCAGUGAAUGGAACAAAAAGAAGAAGGACCAGUGAUUCCCCCACCUUGCCCAGCAAGUUGGAUGCCAAAAACCCAAGUAAUAUUCUAAAGAAGCUUCCUGAAGAUACAAACUGGGCAACGAAAGAACUCCUCGAGUUUUUGUCGUUCAUGAGAAAUGGCGAUACAUCGGUUCUUUCUCAGUUCGACGUACAGGGUCUUCUGCUUGACUAUAUUAAGAAAAAAGAUCUUAGGGAUCCUCUUCAGAAGUCUCAAGUGAUUUGUGACCUAAUGCUUGUGAAGUUGUUUGGAAAACAGCGGGUAGGCCACUUUGAAAUGCUUAAGCUUCUUGAGUCUCACUUCCUUAUUCAAGAGAAGCCGAAAGACGAGAAAACCACCAACGGUGAAACCUCCCCUGCUGUUCCUAGCCAAAUAGAGGAGGAUAUUGUUCAUGAUCCACCGGUUAGGGAUAGAAGACGGAAGAUGCGUAGGAAAACUGAUACUGAUAGCAGAGUACAAAACGAAAAUCUGGAUGCAUAUGCAGCCAUUGAUGUUCACAAUAUUAAUCUGAUUUAUUUGAGACGUAAAUUUUUAGAGACUCUACUUGAUGAUGUCAACAAAGUUCACGAAAAGGUGGUAGGCACAAUUUUGAGAAUUAAGGUAUCUGGAAGCGACCAGAAGCUGGAUAUUCACAGGCUUGUUCAAGUUGUAGGUACAAGCAAGGCAACAACAUCCUACCAACUUGGCGCAAAGACUACAGAUGUUAUGCUAGAAAUAUUGAAUUUAGACAAGAGAGAAGUCAUCUCGAUUGAUCAGUUAUCAGAUCAGAAUGUCACAGAGGACGAGUGCAAACGGCUGCGCCAGAGCAUUAAAUGUGGACUCAAUAAACGUCUAACCGUGGGUGACAUUUUGAAGACGGCAGCAACACUGCAAGCCAUGAGAAUCAAUGAGGCUCUGGAAGCUGAGAUAUUAAAGUUGAAACAUCUCCGUGAUCGGGCCAAAAAGAUAGGGCUUCUAGAAUCACCUGAGGAACGCCAGCGGCUUCUGCAGGAAGUCCCAGAAGUUCAUACAGAUCCAACCAUGGAUCCGAGCCAUGCAUCAGCGGAAGAUGCAGGGUUGGGUACGAGGAAACAAGAUAACCACAUAAAGGCACAAAGUAAGGGUCCGCAGAAAAGAGGGAAUGUCCUGAACAACUUGGGAAAUAAUGCGCAGAAAAAAUAUGAAGCUCCAGUUCUGCGAAGCAGAAAUGUCGUGCAUGCUAAUAAAGAUGAUUGUUCCAAGGUCCACAACAACUCAUCAGAUAUCCAGGAAGCCGGUAAAGAUGAUGAGGAUAGUGAAAUAUGGCAUUAUCGAGAUCCAACAGGAAAGACCCAGGGGCCGUUUUCUAUGGUGCAGCUCCGCAGAUGGAAAUCUAGUGGCCAUUUUCCCCCUUAUCUUAGGAUAUGGAAAGCGCAUGAGAAUCAAGACGAGUCUGUACUUUUAACUGAAGCUCUUGCCGGGCGAUUUGAUAAAACCACUGCUACGCCAAGCUCCUCUAUGCUUCCCCAAGAACAAAAACCGUCUCCGCACGAUUCUGGACACACUGGCGUGGAUGUGAACUGUAUUCAAUAUAACCCUACGCCAGUCAACACCAGUGCAACCUCCUCUUCGUCCUCUACUGUUGGUGUCCUUGCUCACGAUCCAAAAGAGAAACAAAUUGAGGCUCUUGUAUCUAGCUCUGAAAAAGCUGAGGGUAGUAAUCCUGCUCAUCUCCAGCCUCAGGUUACUUGUCCGGCAUCAAUAUCUGUGGUUACUCCUGACGUAAGAGAAACUCCAGGAACUGAUCAAUCCCAUGCUGUGCGAGCAGAUGGUAAUCAUAGUACGAUUAAGACUGUGGAGGAUGGAACAAACGGUGGUUCUGUUUCCAUAAAUGGUUCUGUUCAUGCACCCAACCUAAAUCAAGAAAUCCAUUUCCCUGAUUUUCCCAGUCCUACACCUAAGUCGAGCCCUGAAGACUUGGAAGCUCAAGCGGCAGAGACUAUUCAGUCUCUGUCUUCAUGUGUUCUGAUCAAAGGACCAUCUGGUGUCACAUGGAGCACCACCACCACCGCAACCACCGAUGCUGCUACUACCACUUCAAGUGUUGUGGUCACUGGAGGACAACUUCUUCCCCAAGUAACUCAGCAGGAUGCUGUUGUUUUAGCUGAACCGUCUGUGAAGCCAAUUGAUUUGGCAGCUGAUCAUGCCACACCUACUCAGACUUCACACAACACCCAAGUGUCUCACUCAUCUGGGUGGCCGGCCAUUGUGGCUGACCCGGACGAGUGUGAUGAAUCAGUUUCAGAUCUAUUAGCCGAAGUUGAAGCAAUGGAGCAGAACGGUUUACCUUCUUCACCCACCUCCACAUUUCACUGCGAUGACGACGAUGAUUUGACAAAAGGGCCAGAAAAAGAUUUCUUCAACCCCGUGGCACGCAUGUCCCUCACACCUGAAACAUGCAGAAUGGAUCUCUCUCAGCCGAGUAUCCUCGACAAUGUCUCUGCCGGGAGAAGCUUAAUGGGCACAGAAGCAAAAGAUAACACUCCCUUCAGCCACUGCGAAACCGCUGGUCCUGAGCUCCUGCUCUUUGCACCGGCAGCGCCAGCUUCUACAAGUCACGACCUGACUCUCACGACAACAGCUCUCAGACUGGGAUCAGAAACCACAGCUGAAGCUGGAUCGGUCGAGAGGCUUCCCAAGUUUGUUUCGGGAGUUGGUUUGGAACCGAGUCCUAGGUCAUCAUCAUCACAUGACUCAGUCCGUGGAAACGCCGAGCGCAGUCCACGUGGAAGUGAAAGUCAGCAAAGGAGAUCCGGUGGGCAGAGCAGAGAACGGCAAUGGUGGAACAACGGUCACAGCAGUAGCUUCAACAACAGUCAUAAUAAUCGGCAAUGGCCAUGCAGCAGUAGCCAUGGGUAUGACCAUGGAUCAGGUUCGCACACAGCUCAUCCGCCCAAAGGGCUGAAAAUCUGUAAAUUUUAUGAGAGUGGAUACUGCAAAAAGGGGGCUUCUUGUAGUUUUUGGCACCCUUGAUUCUCAUUCAUUUCUUGUAUUUUGUAUUUAUUCUGGUUUAUCUAACACAUCUCGAACAUGCUUUUUUGUUACACCAAAGUUUAUGUACCCCAUAAGUCGCAUGUUUUAAGUAAUUAUUAAAGCUUCUUAUAUAACUUUUCAUUUAGAAAAGUUUUAAAAGUUACAACUUCUAUGUGAGAAUUUUUAC
This is a messenger RNA of Thlaspi arvense, 4398 nucleotides long. The record is from the annotation of a GenBank genome assembly. Lineage: Eukaryota; Viridiplantae; Streptophyta; Magnoliopsida; Brassicales; Brassicaceae.